This is a messenger RNA of Planococcus citri (citrus mealybug), 1279 nucleotides long. Its product is annotated as eukaryotic translation initiation factor 3 subunit G-1-like. Gene Ontology annotation, molecular function: translation initiation factor activity; RNA binding. The transcript has 3 exons. Bases 168 to 1007 code for a protein of 279 amino acids. Gene Ontology annotation, cellular component: cytoplasm; eukaryotic translation initiation factor 3 complex. The record is from RefSeq and is a predicted model, not a curated record. NCBI's taxonomy places the organism in Eukaryota, Metazoa, Arthropoda, Insecta, Hemiptera, Pseudococcidae.
UCUUUUGGAAAAAUAACAUGAUUGAUUACGAGUACAAGACGUUAUAUAAAGUGAAGUUAGUUUAAUUUACUCGUUAAAUAAGUUGAAAAUAAUUGAAUUUCGUUGAGUAAUUCUCCUCAAGUUAGUGUUGUGUAUGAUAUACAGUAAAAGAAGGAUCUGCAGUUGAAAUGCCUUCAGUAGAACCGAUUUCAAGUUGGGCUGAUGAAGCCGAGGCAGAGAUUGAAGGAAAGAAGCAUUUACCGCCUUCCUCCGAAAUCAUCCAAAAUGAUCACAAGAUCAUCACCGAAUACAGAUACAACGAAGAUGAUAAACUGGAAAAGGUAGUUCGUACCUUUAAAAUUGAACGUCGUGUAGUAUCUAAAUCUGUUGCUGCUCGUAAAUUGUGGAAAAAAUACGGCGAAUCUUCGAAUGACAAACCCGGACCAAAUCCGUCAAACACAUUCGUUGGUGAAGAGGUUCAAAUGCAGUUCAUCACCUGUAAAGAAGACGCCGAUAAACCGGAUGAAAAUCCUUUGGAGAAAUUGAAAGAACAAAAAGGUUUGGUGAAAUGCCGAACAUGUAAUGGAGACCAUUGGACUUUGAGCUGUCCGUACAAAGAUAUGAUGAAACUCAAACCGGACGAAAAAUUACCACCACCUAGUGGCGGAGGUGCCUCCGAAGAUAGAAGUAAAUCUGUCAAUAAAUACGUUCCACCUUCGCUUAGAGAAGGGGCCAAUGCCAGGCGUGGAGAUAGCUUGAAUAGUAAAGGUUACGAUGCAUUAGCUAUCAGAAUCAGUAAUUUAUCUCCGAAUACGUCGGAUCACGAUUUAGAAGAGCUCGUCAAACCUUUCGGAGCUAUUUCGAAAUUAUAUCUUGCUAAAGAGAAGUCCACUGGGUUAUGCAGGGGAUUUGCUUACAUUCACUUCAAAUCGAAAACCGAUGCUCAUGUAGCCAUUAACAAAUUAAACGGUUACGGUUACGAUCAUCUAAUUUUAAAAGUGGACUGGUCCAAACCGACAAACAACUGAAAAUGUACAUUUAAUAACUUCACUCUGAAGCAUCUUAUAUUUAUUUUGAAAAUAGAGUUAUUAGUUAUCAAAAUGUUGAAGUUAUUAUCUUUUUUCAACACAUAUUUGCAUAUAUCUUCAGAAAAUUUCGGUUAUAGUUCUCGAAUUUUUUCAUUCCGAUGUUGUAAAUGAAAACGCGAUCGAUAUUUUUAUUUAUCCUUGUCACAGUUUAAUUAUCAUCAUGAUUGUGUACAUAGUUUUUCUGUUCCAAAAUAAACCUGUUUCAAACCGUC